Molecule: messenger RNA, 2162 nt
Organism: Tilletiaria anomala UBC 951
Lineage: Eukaryota; Fungi; Basidiomycota; Exobasidiomycetes; Georgefischeriales; Tilletiariaceae
Product: acetyl-CoA synthetase-like protein
Exons: 6
Coding region: 384-2162 (592 amino acids)
Molecular function (GO): CoA-ligase activity
Source: RefSeq, a predicted model, not a curated record
GUCAUGUACCUCGUGUCCUCAGCCAGCGCAGUUAGUAGUGAGGGUACAUUCAGCUGGCGCGCAUGUGGCAAACACUGGAUUGUACCUCGAACCUCCGUUCGAGGGCGUCGUUGGCGAAUUGCUAGAGACGAGAGUCGGACGCACUCUAUGUUGGGCAAAUAGAAUGGACGGCCUCCAGCCUCAAUCCACCCUUCUCCACUUCUCCGCCAUAGAAUGGCCAGCUGAGGUUGGUUGGUCUGAGCACUGAAUGAGACCCUGUUGCAACCACCAUCCCCCUCCUCCCCGAGUGAUACGCCCUCCAAAGAAUAGAGCCGUGACCGACGACGAGCACACCUUCAUGGUCUCACGGUGAAGUGUAUCCCAGCGCGGAAACCCACACAACCAUGCCGCACGUCAUCACCACCUCGCCGCACAAGGACAUCGAUGUACCCGACUGCACGCUCCCUCAACUCCUCUUGAUACCCUCCUUCUCCAAAGCCGCAUCUGAUCGCCUCUCCCAGCCUAUCUUCCACCCGUCUCCCAUCGCGCCGCGGGUCUUGGCCACGCGCAACGGCAAAGAUGCUCCGCUGUCGCACUUGCAAAUCCGAUCCAUCGCCGAGCGCGUCGCAGUAUCGCUCCUCUCCUCCGCAUACCACCACGGCGCCGCGGUCGUGCAGCCAAAAUGGCAAAAAGGCUACGUCGUUGCCUUUUUCAGCACCAACCAGCACGACUACUGCGCCGCCGUGCUCGGCGUCCAGAUGGCAGGCGGCAUCGCCGCGCUGUGCAACCCCUCGUGCACGCCGCGUGAGCUGGCGCAUCAGCUACGCAUGACAAAGGCCUGCAUCAUCAUCGCCGCGGAUGAGACGUUCGACUCUGCCUCAGAAGCUGCCAAGCUGGCAAGCUCCAAGAUGGACCCCAGCGAAGAGCCGCUCGAGGAGAUUGUGCAGCCUCAGAUCUUCGCCUUUGACGAAUCACACCACGCAAGCUGGGCUGACACCCUGCUCACGCCGCCAAAGAGCGCUUGGGCGCGCAAGGAGAAGCUCCUGGGCCAAGUCGACAUCAACCCGUACAAGGACCCGGCGACGUACUGCUUCAGCUCGGGCACCAGCGGCUUGCCCAAGGCGCUCGCGCUCACGCACCGCAACCUUGUCGCCAACGUUCUCCAGUUCCGCGUACUGAUGGACGACCAAUUCGAGCAACACAUGUCCUCCUCCUCCCCUUCCAGCCCACCCGCGAGCCAAUUCCACAUCGAUAUUCUCCCUACGUCCCACGCUUACGGGCUUCUUGCACAGCUCGUCGCGCUGUACACAGGCACGCCACGCGUCGUGCUUGCAAGAUUCAAGCUGGACCUCUUCCUUCAAGUUGCGCAAGACAAGAAGGUGACGUUUGUAUUCGUCGUCCCACCAGUCUUGCUCGCACUCGCCAAGAGCCCAGAAGUAGACAAGUACAAUCUGACGUCGCUUAGGCGCGUUGCGUCUGGUGCCGCGAGUCUGCCUCAUGAGCUCGCAAGACAAGUCAAACAGCGUCUCAACAUCGAUGUGACAGACGGAUACGGCAUGAGCGAGAUGAGCCCGAUCGUUUGUCUUCAGAACGUCAAGGAUGCGGCAGAGGCACCUGGUUCAGUCGGCUUCCUUGCUCCGAACACCAAGGCGCGCAUCUUGGGACCGGAUGGUCAAGACGUAGGACCUGACCAAGAAGGCGAGCUGCUGCUCCAGGGCCCGCAAAUGAUGGCUGGCUAUGUGCACAAUGAUGAGGGCAACCGGGCAGCAUUCACUUCCAAUCGCGACGAUCCGGACUGCUGGCUGCGUACGGGCGACAUGGCAAAGGUCAGCGAACAGGGGCACAUCACGCUGACAGGCCGCACAAAGGACAUAAUCAAGGUGAACGGCUUCCAAGUCUCGCCGAGGGAGCUGGAGGACCUGCUGUUCAAGCAGCCCAGCGUGGCUGAUGCGGCCGUCGUCGGCGCCACGGACGAUCAAGGCACAGAGAUUCCGUGGGCAUUCCUCGUCGCGAGCAAAGACGCGGCAGAGGUGCCGGAGAAGGAGCGGAGUGAGGCCAUCACAAAGGCGAUCAACGGCCAUGUUGCAGGCUACAAGAGGAUCAAGGGCAUCACAUGGGUCGAUGCGCUUCCCAAGAGUAAUUCUGGAAAGGUCUUGAAGCGAUUGUUGAAGACGCCUGCGUGA